This is a messenger RNA of Scaptodrosophila lebanonensis, 1173 nucleotides long. It is a transcript of the gene koko, whose product is annotated as cyclin-Q. The coding region runs from base 155 to 988 and encodes 277 amino acids. Gene Ontology annotation, biological process: regulation of transcription by RNA polymerase II. The transcript has 5 exons. Gene Ontology annotation, molecular function: cyclin-dependent protein serine/threonine kinase regulator activity. Lineage: Eukaryota; Metazoa; Arthropoda; Insecta; Diptera; Drosophilidae. Gene Ontology annotation, cellular component: nucleus. The record is from RefSeq and is a predicted model, not a curated record.
GUAUGCAUGUGGCGCCGGUUUAAUGUGAGAAACAUUUUUUUAAUUUGCUUGCAGUAAAAUAGGCGAUUUGCGCAAGUUCAGCAAUACUAAAAUUACAUAAAGCAAUAAAAUCGGCUCGACGUUAAAAAUAACUUAAAUGUGUCAACGAACCUGAAUGCAAAUUUGCCAUUCAUCUCAAAGCAACACCCCCUGUUCAAGUGCUGAUAAAAUGAAGAACGUUUUGGAUGUGAUGUCGUUACAGCAGCACGUAGAAACGAGCAAAGCGCAAAGCAUGAAGCCCAUCGAUUAUCGAAAAUCAAGUAAGCCCGGCCUAGUGCCACUCUAUAUUUUUGAAUGUGCCACGAAACUAAAAAUGAAGCCACUAACGGCAGCGUGUGCUGCCAUUGUUUUCCAUCGAUUCUAUAAGGAGGUCAAGACCAGUGAUUACGAUGAGUUUCUGAUUGCCGCCUCGUCACUUUACCUGGCUGGGAAAAUCAAGGACGAUGACAGUGUAAAAAUUCGCGAUGUUAUCAAUGUAGCUUACAGUACGCUUAAUCGUGGAACGGCCCCUCUAGAUCUAAACGAUGAAUAUUGGGCUAUGCGGGAUGCUAUUGUGCAAGCCGAACUUUUAAUAACCCGUACCUUAAGCUUUGAUUUAAACAUUGAUUUGGCGCACAAGUAUUUAUUGUACUACAUGAAAACACUUCAGGACUGGAUGGGGCCUCAGGUUUGGAAUUCUGUGCCCAUUGCGCAAGCAGCAGCAUCAUAUUUGCAAGAUUUUCACCACAGUCCCAACAUUCUUAAAUAUAAGCCCACACACGUUGCUGUUGGGUGUCUCUCUCUUGCUCUACAAACUUAUGGAGUACAAGUUCCACUAACUGACGAAUCUGAGGAGGCUGCCAUGUGGUAUAAACCCCUGGUCAAAGAUUUUUCCAGAGAGAAACAAUGGGAGAUCAUUGAAGAUGUUAUCGAAGUAUACAAGAAUGAAGCAGCUCUUAAGUCCACAUAAGCAUCUAACAUUGCUAACACUGCAUUUCAUCAUAUAGUUAGGUACUUGUGAUAGCCCAGCAAAUGGUACACUAUAUGCCAUUUCCAUUCUGAUAUAAUUUAUUUUCGAACAUAAAUCAUGCGAAUAUAAGCUAACCAUAUACAUAUUUAUACGGUGUGUACGCACAUUCUACACAAAUGUUUACU